Molecule: messenger RNA, 1026 nt
Organism: Triticum dicoccoides
Lineage: Eukaryota; Viridiplantae; Streptophyta; Magnoliopsida; Poales; Poaceae
Product: NDR1/HIN1-like protein 3
Exons: 1
Coding region: 163-825 (220 amino acids)
Biological process (GO): defense response to other organism
Cellular component (GO): plasmodesma; plasma membrane
Source: RefSeq, a predicted model, not a curated record
UCAGCCAGCCAAUCGUGACACACAGCAGCAGUACAGCACCCAGAGCUCCCUCCCCAAUCCGCAUCGACUGGCCGCCACCCCCAUAGUUCCUGCGUUCGUCCACCUUCUAGUCCCACUCCAAGAUCCAGCUCAAGAUCCAGGCAGGCUCAGCCGAAGCCAGCCAUGUGCUGCAGCGAGUGCGGCUGCUACGACGCGUUCUGCGACUGCUGCUGCCCCUGCGUCUCCCACGACGCGCGCGAGACCAUCCUCUGCUGCGCGGCCUGCCUCGCCGUCCUCGCCGGCGUCGUCCUCUUCGCCGUCCUCCUCGCGGCCUACGGCUUCAUCCGCCACGCCGAGGUCGCCGUCACCGACGCCUCCCUCACGCGGCUCGCGCUGGCCACGGCCCCCGCCACCGCCUUCGCCUACAACCUCUCGCUCACGCUCACCGUCCGGAACAAGAACUGGGCCAUGAGCGUCAAGAACACCCAGCCGCUCGAGGCCGACUACAGCUUCGACGGCCAGCGCUUCGAGCGGGUCAGGCUCGCCGACGAGGGCUCCGCGCACCCCGCCGGCAAGACCCAGGUGUACCACCUCGUCUCCGGCUCCGACGGCGCCUACGUCGCGCUCGGCAACGCCGGCGUGGCCGAGUUCAAGGAGGAGAACAAGACGGGGGUGUUCCAGGUGGAGGUGGCGCUGUCGGGCGAGGUCAGGUACCAGGCGCACUUCACCAAGUGCAAGUUCCAGGCCAAGUGCCCGCUCAGGCUGCAGCUCGCGCCGCCCGGCACGCCGGCCGUCGUCUUCCAGAAGGUCAAGUGCAAGCUCGCUACAGCUGAUAAGAACUGCUAGUGAUUACUACGAUUCGUGGCUUCCUUUCUCGUUUCUUUUUUCUUCAGUAGUGAUUUCUGUUUGUAGAUUUUAAUCGGAGGAACCAACUGCAGGUAGAUUAGAUUCUCCCCAUUGGUAUGCAAACUGUUUUCUGAUUUUUUUUCUUCCAAGUAGAUUAGCGUUUCAACCAUGAAAAAUCCCUUGAUUGUUCUUGUGGCUUAA